GAGGGGAUGGGAUGUGGCCUGUUCCCCUCUCGCUCUCUUCUGAAGCCAUCACGUUGCUUUUACGCCCAGGAAUAUCGUUUGCUUUCUUUCUGCGUAUUUGAUGUAAAGAAAUCCAGCCAGGACCCUCGCCCCAUCUGCAAAGUCAGACCCAGCACACGGAGUGUCUGAGCAGGUCUGAGGAGCCCCGGUCAGCGUACGAGAUGCCGGAUGCAGCCAGCCACUUGCCCUUCUUCUAUGGCAGCAUUUCUCGGUCGGAGGCCGAGGAGUACCUCAAACUGGCGGGCAUGUCGGAUGGCCUCUUCCUGCUGCGCCAGUGCCUGCGGAGCCUGGGGGGCUACGUCCUCUCCAUGGUGCACAACCUGCAAUUCUACCACUACCCCAUUGAGCGCCAGCUGAACGGCACAUACGCCAUCGCGGGGGGCAAGGCGCACUGCGGGCCGGAGGAGCUCUGCGAAUUCUACUCCAAGGAUGCCGACGGGCUCUGCUGCACGCUCCGCAAGCCCUGCAACCGGCCCAGCGGUGUGGCGCUCCAGCCCGGCGUCUUCGACAGCAUGCGGGACAACAUGGUGCGCGAGUACAUCCGGCAGACGUGGAAAUUGGAGGGUGAUGCCCUUGAACAGGCCAUCAUAAGCCAGGCCCCUCAGGUCGAGAAACUCAUUGCCACCACUGCCCAUGAGAAGAUGCCCUGGUACCACAGUAAUAUCUCCCGGGAGGAGGCUGAACGCAGGCUCUAUUCUGGAGCACAGCCUGAUGGGAAAUUUCUACUGCGAGAAAGGAAGGAAAAUGGCACCUACGCGCUGUCCCUCGUCUAUGGGAAAACAGUGUAUCACUACCGCAUCGACCAGGACAAGUCCGGCAAAUACUCCAUCCCCGAGGGAACCAAGUUUGACACGCUGUGGCAGUUGGUGGAGUACUUGAAACUCAAGCCAGAUGGACUGAUAUAUUUCCUGAAGGAAAGCUGCCAUAAUCCCAAUAUGCCGGCAGCAACCGUGGCACCACUCCCGCCAGCCCACCCCUCUGGAAGCGCCCAGAGACACCUGGGGGCUCUGAACACAGAUGGAUACACCCCGGAGCCCAUAGGGCCAGGGAAAUCGCGCCUCCUGCCCAUGGACACCAGCGUCUAUGAAAGCCCCUACAGUGACCCGGAGGAGCUGAAGGACAAGAAGCUCUUCCUGAAGAGGGACCACCUGAUGAUUGACGAGGUGGAGCUGGGGUCAGGGAACUUCGGCUGCGUCAGGAAAGGAGUCUACAAAAUGCGGAAGAAGCAGAUAGAUGUGGCCAUCAAGGUCCUGAAGAGCAACAAUGAGAAGGCUGUGAAGGAUGAAAUGAUGAAGGAGGCACAGAUCAUGCACCAGUUGGACAACCCCUACAUAGUCCGUAUGAUCGGGGUUUGUGAGGCAGAGUCCCUGAUGUUGGUCAUGGAGAUGGCCUCGGGAGGACCCCUCAAUAAGUUCUUGUCUUCCAAGAGAGAGGAGAUUCCAGUGAGCAAUGUUGUGGAGCUGAUGCAUCAGGUGUCUAUUGGGAUGAAGUACUUGGAGGAGAAAAACUUCGUCCACAGAGACCUGGCUGCCAGAAAUGUCCUGCUAGUCAACCAGCAUUAUGCCAAGAUCAGUGACUUUGGACUCUCCAAGGCUCUUGCAGCUGAUGACAGCUAUUACAAGGCCAGAACGGCUGGAAAGUGGCCCCUGAAGUGGUACGCGCCAGAGUGUAUCCUGUACCACAAGUUCUCCAGCAAGAGCGAUGUGUGGAGUUACGGUGUGACCAUGUGGGAAGCCUUCACCUACGGGCAGAAACCGUACAAGAAAAUGAAAGGCCCCGAGGUGAUCAGUUUCAUAGAGCAAGGGAAGCGCAUGGAGUGCCCAGCAGACUGCCCGGCCGAGAUGUACAAGCUGAUGCAGCAGUGUUGGACCUACAAGUGGGAAGAUCGCCCAGGGUUUGCAGCGGUGGAAACCAUAAUCCGUUCCUAUUACUACAGUAUCGCCGCCAAGAUAGAAAAGGGGCCAGAGGAGACGGAGGAGGACAAGGCAAAAGCAGCUUGCCCCUGAGUCUUCCUCUCUGUGCCCAGAGGAGUCCUCGGCACGGGCGCUGGAGAUGCCCUGGCUAGUUUUGGUUUGGUUUCUCCUGCUGGUGCUUCUCGGGGAGUCACAGAACUGAGCCCUUUGGAAAGAACGGUGCUGGCUGGACUGGCGCGGCAGGGGAGGCUCCCAAGGGAACUUAGCCACAGUUCAAUCUUUCGGCCGUGAUUUGCAGCCUUUGCUUGUCCCGCCCGGGGGACUGGGCAGGACAGUAUGGCAGCCCCCUCCUGCACACCUCCAAACCACCGUCCUCGACUCUCAGCACUCAUCCCCCUCAGUGUGCUCACCCGGGGUUCCCCACCAUGGCUCCCUCCUCCAGCAGCACAUUGCAUGUCCCCUAACUCCCCCGAUUUGCCAUUGGGCCGUUCCGGUGAAGGGUGGACAGGGGUGGGGGGCAGAGGACAGGGAACCGCAGCUGGGCAGGAGGCAGCUGGCAGAUUGCACUCCUAGAGCACAGAAUGAGCUGCUGUCUGCCCCAAAGGGGCCUGGCUGGGGGAUGGGCUGCUGGCCACUUCCUUCCACACCCGCACGCAGCACUGGGAGUUGGGCCCUGGGGAAAUGCCCACUGCUCCCUUUCAGUGGGAGGGGCGGGAACUGUCUGGGAGCCCACGCCCCGUGCCUGCCACAGCCUCUGCAGGGCGAGCAGCUCCCCCAGGGCAUCUGUGGCCAGGCCUGGGAAACCUUUUUCCACCAGCUAAGCCCUUAGCUCCCUAUGCGGUGCUCACCUCCGGCCCCUGCCCUGUACGCUCCCCACCAUGACGAGUGUUGCUCUUUCUUAGCUUGGAGAUCCACUGACCCUAUAAAUAAACGAGGCUCGUCUUUACCCUGGAACCCAUCUCAGACUAUUCAACUCCUGCAAACGUUGGCAGCUGCUCCCACCUUGCUCCCGGCCUUGUCUUCGGAGUCCUCCAGCAGCCUGUCCCGCGUGAGGUGUCUGGCCAGCCCCCUUUCAGCCGGCAGCAUCACAGAGCUUAGAGCCUUGCUGACUCAUUCAGACCUCGCGGAGGCCUGGAGAAGUUUAAAGUUCAGGGAGCUCUAGUCUGCUCAUCAUA
Messenger RNA from Gopherus flavomarginatus (Mexican gopher tortoise), 3127 nucleotides. Its product is annotated as tyrosine-protein kinase ZAP-70. The record is from RefSeq and is a predicted model, not a curated record. Gene Ontology annotation, molecular function: signaling receptor binding; non-membrane spanning protein tyrosine kinase activity; ATP binding. The transcript has 13 exons. Gene Ontology annotation, cellular component: cytoplasm; extrinsic component of cytoplasmic side of plasma membrane. NCBI's taxonomy places the organism in Eukaryota, Metazoa, Chordata, Testudines, Testudinidae. Gene Ontology annotation, biological process: cell surface receptor protein tyrosine kinase signaling pathway; protein phosphorylation; intracellular signal transduction. The coding region runs from base 201 to 2045 and encodes 614 amino acids.